Pseudovirgaria hyperparasitica is the source of this 2630-nucleotide messenger RNA. RefSeq lists its product as uncharacterized. Gene Ontology annotation, biological process: exocytosis. The record is from RefSeq and is a predicted model, not a curated record. The transcript has 4 exons. The coding region runs from base 491 to 2389 and encodes 632 amino acids. Gene Ontology annotation, molecular function: phosphatidylinositol-4,5-bisphosphate binding. Gene Ontology annotation, cellular component: exocyst. NCBI's taxonomy places the organism in Eukaryota, Fungi, Ascomycota, Dothideomycetes, Acrospermales, Acrospermaceae.
GCAAUCCCGUCUUCUCAGGACUUGUCUAGGUAACGGCCAGUGCGAGUAUCACGAUCGAUGAGAUAUCUUUAGGAAGGGAAUAAUUCCAGAGACCCAGAAUCCGAACAUCGAAAGCAUUAAUUACUACGUAAAUUCCUUGCAGAGUUAAGACAGCUCCAUCGGUGUCAAUAGAACUCGAGUUCAUCCGGGCUGUUGAACGCCGAGCAGCUGUAUAGACUUUCCUCUCUUUACUGCGGUGAAGAGAGCUUCAGCCUGGUUUGCCGUGGCACUGUUCGAGCUUUUGGAACCUAGAAUCCUCACUAUUAAUACUACAUUUCGUCGUCACCGCAGCAGGUCCCACCCCUUUCGCCGCAUCCCUCUCUCUGUAUCUGCAUCUGCCCUUCCGUCUGGCCGUUGUUUAACAACCGUCGCCCACCCGUACGAAUCCCGCGAACCCACAAACCUUGGGAAGCAGCGCAUCAAUUAUCUCCGGACGGGAACUGACGACACCAUGGUGGCUCCUCGCAAAGCCGCUUUCGCGGAAGAAAGUGCAGAAGUGGAGGUGCUUUUUGCAAAUAUGGACAAGUUAAAGAGCUUGACAAAGAAGAUACAAGGCUCCGUCAAUCGGUUGGAAACGAGCGGCAAAAGUGUACAAGAUGCCAUUGCUCCUAUCUACAGCAACACGCAGAAGCUCCAGAUCGCGAACACAAAUAUUGACCGCAUGAUCACCGCCAUCGAUCGAGUCCGUGAACCAUUGAACCAGCGUGGUAGAGAAGACCAAGUCAUUAAGGCUGGGCCACGAAAGGUCGGUAUGCAAGACUACAUAGCAUCACUUGAUAGGACAACCCAAGCUCUUGCAGGCCUGAGGCAGUCCAAUCUGAAAUCGAAUCAGAACGCAAUGGCGGAGCUGACCUCCCUGAUAAAGAUGGGAACAAAGCAGCUAGAAGAUGUCUUCAGAGACAUGCUUCGAGAAGAUGCAAGGCCGCUUGAGCCAUUGCAGUAUAUUACAAAGGAUAAGUCUUUUCCAACUCUACCUGAAGACAAAUCUUCCCAAUUUAGGAUAAUACACUCCCACACCGCUGCUUCAUACGCGCAAACGUCUUCAAGAGAUAUACGGGACACCCCAACGAUAAAGGUGUAUUCCGAAAUUCGCGGAGAAUACAUUACCAUCUGCCUUCGAAAUCUAGCAGCAGCUUCAAUAUCCACAGCUCGUAAAGUGACUGCAGAUUCUGUUUAUAAGAAAGGCGACAACGGCAUAGGGCACUACGCCAAAGCUCUGGAAGGUCUAUUCAUCGCCGAAUAUGAAAGUAUAUGUCCUGUAUUUUCACGCGAAGAAUGGGGAAUCGUCUUCACAGCUACCUCUCAAAAUGCUCUCAACGAAUUCACUAAAACUCUACAGACACUCAACACACAUGUCAUCAACAACCUAAACACCGAUUGCUUUCUAGGAUACGAGAUUAUUGAAAUCGUCUCUAAUCUGUCCAUUCGGUUAGAAUCACGCACCGGGGAGCUCAAACGGCCGAUAGCUGACUCCUUGAAACCCGUCCGAGAAACGUCCAAAUCAUCGCUUGGGAAGCUUCUCGACGAUACGCGGAACCGCAUUCAGAGUCUUGUUGCCUUAUCAGCAGAUUGUUCAACAGUCCCCGUGACGAUAGAGACUAUGACUAGGUUGCAAAAUAUGACCUCUUAUCUCCCAGCGCUCACCUCGAUCAUGACGUCGUUAGGAGAUGGUGGUUGGAACUCAUCCGCGACCGCAUCAUCGAACUCAAUACCAACGAUGAAGUCGUUUGAUGUUGGCGCUGACGGCCAACAGCUGUUUGCUCACUAUGCCUUGGAUACAAUUGAUACACUUUUGUCGAACCUGGAGAACAAGUGUCGCGUGUUGAUCAAAGGCAAACAUCUACAAGGAAUCUUUAUAGCCAAUAACGUCUCUAUCAUUGAUCGUGCUAUCCGCUCGUCUGAGCUGUCCUCGCUUUUGACUGCUGUUGGACCUAAACUUGACAGUUGGAAGAAGAAGAGCGAAAACCAGUACAAGGACUCGUGGCAAGAUAUCAUGAAGAUCUUGAUGUCCGACACCAUUUAUACCAACCGCGGGGGGAGACCGCAUUCGGGCAGCGUUAGUGGUGCAGGAGUCGACUCUACGACAGUCGUCAAGUCUCUGUCAUCAAAAGACAAGGAUGCUAUCAAGGAGAAGUUUCGCAGCUUCAACAAUAGUUUCGACGGCUUCCUCGUUCAGCACAGGGCCCUAAAGAUGGAAGCGGAUGUACGCGCAAGUAUCACUCGUACCCUUCAAGAGACCAUCGAACCUCUUUAUUCAAGGUUUUGGGAUCGUUACCAUGAGAUUGACAAGGGAAAGGGGAAAUAUGUCAAGUACGACAAGCCUGCUCUGGCCAGCGCGCUAAAAACCUAGAUAUCUCACGCGCAGUACUGUUUACAGGAUACCCAACUCAUGUGCAUACUUGGAAAUUCCAACCAGGCGCUUAUGCAUAGAUCCAUGUAUGUUAUGUUAUGAUGUUCUACUGUGUACGUAAGGGCCUUCACUUCUCCUUGCCUGCCGACUCCCGAGUGGAGUCGCUCUGCUCUACAACAUGGUUAUUGUUGCAUGGUCCGACGUCGCCAGCAAUACUAACUUCUAAGGCUUCAACCUCGUG